This is a messenger RNA of Gallus gallus (chicken), 965 nucleotides long. It is a transcript of the gene CCDC28B, whose product is annotated as coiled-coil domain containing 28B. The transcript is spliced from 6 exons. The coding region runs from base 82 to 600 and encodes 172 amino acids. The record is from RefSeq and is marked validated. NCBI's taxonomy places the organism in Eukaryota, Metazoa, Chordata, Aves, Galliformes, Phasianidae.
GGGACGCAGCCGGGUGGCUCUGAAGGCCCGAGGAAGCUCUCGCACAGGUGCUUCCCACGUGGCUCUGGGAUUCUCUCUGGGAUGGAGGAGCGGAGGAAGAAGCGGAGCCCCAGGGGUCAGCCGGCACCCGCCAGGGCAUCACAGCUUCUGCCCACCAGCAAGAGCGCAUCCUUCGCCCUGCCGCUGCCCGCCCUGCCCUCACAGCAUGCCAGGCCUCGGCGGGCAAGCAAGGAGAGGGUGAGGGCCGGGGCAGCGCGGGGGGCCCCACUGCAGCACAGCUUCCUCACCGAGGUGUCCGACGUCUGUGAGAUGGAGGGCGGGCUGCUCGGCCUGCUCAGCGACUUCCACUCGGGCAAGCUGCAGGCCUUUGGGAAGGAGUGCUCCUUUGAGCAGCUGGAGCACGUGCGGGAGAUGCAGGAGAAGCUGGCACGGCUGCACUUCGGCCUGGAUUUGUGCAUGGAGGAGCUCCCGGAGGAGCAGAAGAAGGUGGUGGCUGACAGGAACCUGGACCAGCUGCUGGCACACCUGGAGGAGCUCAGCAGCUCCAUUCAGAAGCUGCACCUGGCGGAGAGCCCCAGCCCUGAGGAGGCCGCGGCCUGACGCACCGCCGGCUGCGGGGAGGCGGCCCCGCGGGAUGGGAGAGGACAGGACGGGACAGCAGCGCCCCCCCGGGCCCACCCUGCGGGGCCGACGGCGGUGACGUGCGGGUCACCGAGAAGGGGGUCACCGAACCUCCCCGCCCCGCCGCCAUUUUGGUUGGCCGCACACAGUGGUGCUGUGGCGUCGUCGGACGGCGCCGUGACGUCAUCGGACGGCGUCCUCCGUUGCUACGGAAGCGAUGGCGGCGGCCCCGGGCCCGCGGGAGGAGGCCGAGGAACGGCGGCGGCUGCUCCGCGCAGUGACCCGGCUGCAGGUGGGGCCGCGGGAGGGCCGGGCCGCGCUUCAUUAAAGCCGCACCUCGCUCC